CAUGGCGGAGGGACCCAGGUGUACACGCAGAAAACAAGCGAACCCGAGACGAAAAAAAGAACUUCUUGAAGAGAACGAAGCUGAAGAAAAGUGCAACAAAGAAAACAACAAUAGUGACGGUUACCAUAGCAAUGAAAACGAACUGAAUCAGGAUGAGAUGAGCAGCAAUGAUGGUAGUUACCAUGGUGAUGAUGGUUAUCAAAGCAAUAAAGAACUUGGGGAAGAUGAAUGUGCAGCACCUGGUGGAGGAGGAGGAGGAGGAAGAGCAGGCUUGAAUCUACAAGAGUACCUCAGUCGAGGCGAUACAGCAAUAAUUUAUCCCGAGGCGCCGGAUGAUGAGAAUAGCGACCCGUCAGGACAAAAUGGUGAAAGCAAUGAUGAUACCAUUCUUAGUUGUCCAUACUGCGACCGUGUCUACAAGAGAGCCACGUCUUUGAAAGAGCACAUCAAAUACCGCCACGAAAAAAACGCAAACAAUUAUGCCUGCUCAGAGUGCAAUUACAGUUUUGCGUACAAGUCGCAAUUGGAACGUCACAUGGCUACGCACAUGCCCGGAAGAGAUCAAAUCUGCGAGAUCUGUAACAAAGCAUUUGUGAAUAUUUAUCGGCUACAGCGCCACAUGUUAACGCACUCCACGGGCAAUCGAAAGUUUAAGUGUGGAGAAUGUCACAAAGCCUUUAAGUAUAAACACCAUUUAAAAGAACAUUUGAGGAUACACAGCGGGGAGAAACCUUAUGAAUGCACUACGUGUAAAAAACGAUUCUCACAUUCAGGUUCCUAUAGUUCUCAUAUAAGUAGUAAAAAGUGUACACCUUCCAAAUACAUGCCGUCAUUGUUGCUCUCGACAAAAGCCGCUCCAGUUAAACUCAUCUCCGAGGAUAUGAGUCCAGUCACUGGCCCACACAAUAUACAUAAUUAUAUCCCCGGUAGCUUCUAUGAUCAAUCUGAUAAGCCGUCCAAUGAUGAUGACGAUGCUUUGUCCAUCAACGUCAAUACAUCCGAUGAUCAGUCUCAAGAUAAAUCAAUCACCAUAACAUCACCUCCUAAUGAUGCUGUGAAGAAAGUUCUUCAAAUCGUUGGGGCAACAGUCUCCAGGCAACAGAUGGAGGGACAAAAUAAGAAUGUGGCGAAACUAAAGAAAGCAAAGCAGCCUCCAAUGGAGAGAGAAAGCAAGGAUCCAGUGAAUGAAGUCAAAACUGCCGAGAAAAUUGUCAUUCCUGAAAUUCCACGAGAAGAAACUCCUGCUAAGAGUCCACAAGUUAAUCAAAAUAAACGAGUUGAUAAAAAGGGGAAAAGUUAUGACAUAGUUGAUUACACGCUAAGAAAAGUAAAUGAAGCGAAAGCUGUUGAAGCGUUUACAAAUAUCCAUUUUAAAAGAGAUAAAAAUGCCUGUAGAUACUGCCAAGAAAUGUUUUUCAACCCAAUUGAGUUGCACCAGCAUGAACGUUACUUGUGUGAUGAGAAUGAGGACGUGCAGAAAGUAAAAAAUCAUGUCUCCUUGACAAAAUAUAUCAACUUUCAAAGGGAAGUGGUUAGCAUGCAAAAUGACGAUGACCUCCAGUCAAGGAAGCAGUCACAUGAUCAGCAAGAUAAAGCUGAAAUUGAUGAUAUUACAAUGUCACAUGAUAAAGCCUCAUCAUCAGAUGAGUUUGAAGAGGAAGAGGUGGAGGAGGAAAAGGGCGAGGAGGAGCAGGAGCAGGAGAAAAACAAAGAGCAUUCCAGAAAUAUUGAGAUAAAUGAAAAGCUGAUGGAAUGUGAGGAGGAAGAGUCUGAUAAGGUUUUAAUAGGAGAAAAUCAACAACAUGCUUUGAGUGCUUAUUACGCAAUGUCUUCAAAUCCAUCUUCUGAUGACAUAGAUAAGAUCUCGCAAAGAUUAGGUCUUCCCGUUCAUGCCAUACAAACUUGGUUUGAAAACAAGAAAGCACAACUUGAACAUGAAAGAGAUGCUCAUGAUGAUGAGGAUGAUGCUGAUGAAAAUCACACCCCAUUGGUUAACAGUCAUCAUGUUGAUUCCAGUGAUGAAAGUGACAGUAACCAUAGCAAUAUUGAGUCUUCCAGAAGUGAUCAGAUGAAAAGGGGAAAUGAUGAACCCGAUUGUGCUAGGCCAUUACAAAUUACGACAACACCACCGUAUGCAAAUAGACUUAGAACUGAUGACAAUCGCAAUUAUGGGGGGCUUUUGAUGGUGAGCAUGCCGCCGUUGGACACCUGCGAAAACGGGUUGAAUUUAUCCAAAAAAAAUGUUCCUCAUGAUGAACCAAUAGCUUUAACAAAAAAAAAAAUUGUGUCUGAACCUUCACCUCCGUCGCAAGAACGAACAAAAAACAAUGAGCAGCCGCUUGAUCUCUCAAUGCCCAAAAAAUUAAAAGUAUCAAGUAAAGCGAGACGAUUUCCUCAAACAUCGCAGUAUCACCAACAGCAAUUUGACGCAGCUCGGUCCGUGUUCCACAUGAAGGGUUAUCAUUCCACACCAAAUACUACUCCUGACUUCUACUUUAGUUCAUUUAAAGUUGAUCCUCGUUUGGCUCAACCAUACUUUGAAAAUAACAUCAAAGCUCAUUGCAAUGGACAAGCCCAUAACCCGUCUGCCGCCAGAAUCCUGACACAUGCUAUCGAACUGCCGCAUUUAUAUGCAGCACAUCACCACCCAGGAUUGCAUAACAGUCUACUGGCUGCUGCGGCACCCACGCAGGGCCCCACAAAGAAGUUGAAGUUGAUGGACAGCCUGGGCUUAAUGAGCACGGGAAGCCCUCCAGAUAUCAUGCCUGCUGGGAGACAUUUCAUGACGGAAGACGAGAUACGAAAUUCCCUCGGAUCGAAUCCCAUGUCUUCGUAUCAUCCUGGUGCUGUCCAUCGAGAUGACUCAUUGAGUGAAGGUAGUUUGGAUGAAUCUAUUGGUGAAUGUCGAACAAGACGGCGCAAAGACCGAUCAUCACGCACAAUUAAUGGAAUGUAUGCUUGCAGUCAGUGCCCCAAGACUUUUCAGAAACAUAGCUCGCUUUUAAGACAUGUCUAUGAACACUCAGGGAAACGUCCCCAUCAGUGCAAGGAGUGUGGCAAAGCAUUCAAGCACAAACAUCAUCUAAUGGAACAUUCACGUCUGCACAGCGGAGAGAAACCUUAUCAAUGCGAUAAAUGCUUAAAGAAGUUUUCACACUCAGGAUCCUACAGUCAGCAUAUGAACCACAGGUACAGUUACUGUAAACGAGAGGAUACGCUAAGACAGCUGAAAAAAGAAGCAUCAACCGAGGUCUACCGAGACUAAUUCUCAAGUUUAAUACUGGUUCUAUAU
Saccoglossus kowalevskii is the source of this 3292-nucleotide messenger RNA. RefSeq lists its product as uncharacterized. The record is from RefSeq and is a predicted model, not a curated record. Lineage: Eukaryota; Metazoa; Hemichordata; Enteropneusta; Harrimaniidae. Gene Ontology annotation, biological process: regulation of transcription by RNA polymerase II; anatomical structure development. Gene Ontology annotation, molecular function: RNA polymerase II cis-regulatory region sequence-specific DNA binding; DNA-binding transcription factor activity, RNA polymerase II-specific.